CGAUCCCGAUGAAGACAGCUCCCAGCAAAAUUAGUCCCCACACUUGUGAGACGUCUGACGAUGGCGGCCGGGGAAAUAGAUAUUUUCGCAAAUGAGGAGAAGCGGACCGUGGAGCUUGGAGGCCAUGUGGGGUUUGACAGUCUUCCAGACCAGCUGGUCAGCAAGUCAGUUUCGCAGGGAUUCGGCUUCAAUAUCCUCUGUGUAGGUGAAACAGGGAUAGGCAAGUCAACACUGAUGAACACUCUUUUCAACACAACGUUUGAAAGCGAUGAAGCGAGCCAUUAUCUGAGGGCUGUACAGCUGCGUCCCAGAACCUAUGAUCUGCAGGAGAGCAAUGUCCACCUCAAGCUUACAAUUGUGGAUACGGUUGGGUUUGGAGACCAGAUAAAUAAGGAAGAAAGCUGUAAACCUAUCAUUGACUACAUUGAUGCACAGUUUGAAAAUUACCUUCAAGAGGAACUAAAAAUAAAACGCUCCCUAUUCAACUACCAUGACACAAGAAUUCACAUCUGCUUGUAUUUCAUCGCCCCCACCGGACAUUCUCUCAAGUCUCUGGAUUUGGUCACCAUGAAGAAACUGGACAGCAAGGUAAACGUCAUCCCUAUAAUCGCGAAGGCAGACACAAUUUCCAAGAAUGAACUGCACAAAUUCAAGAUAAAGAUUAUGAGUGAGCUGGUCAGCAAUGGAGUUCAGAUCUAUCAGUUUCCCACAGAGGAUGAGGCUGUUACAGAGAUCAAUUCCUCCAUGAAUGCUCAUCUUCCUUUUGCUGUGGUGGGAAGUGUGGAAGAAGUUAAUGUGGGGAAUAAGAUGGUGAGGGCAAGACUGUAUCCCUGGGGAUCAGUCCAGGUGGAGAAUGAGAAUCACUGUGACUUCGUAAAGCUGAGAGAAAUGCUACUGCGUGUGAACAUGGAGGAUCUCAGAGAGCAAACACACACUCGCCACUAUGAGCUUUACCGUCGCUGUAAACUGGAGGAAAUGGGUUUCAAAGACACAGACCCUGACAGCCAGCCAUUCAGCCUACAGGAAAUAUACCAAGCCAAAAGAAAGGAGUUCAUGGCAGAGUUGCAACUCAAGGAGGAGCAAAUGAGACAAAUGUUUGUCAACAAAGUGAAGGAGACGGAGGCAGAGCUGAAAGAAAAGGAAAGAGAGCUCCAUGAGAGGUUUGAGCAGCUGAAGAGGAUGCACCAGGAGGAGAAAAGGAACCUGGAAGAGAAGAGGAGAGAUUUGGAAGAAGAGCUGAACGCCUUCAAUAGAAGAAAGGUGGCUGCUGAGACACUGAUGGGCCAGGCACUACAGAGCUGCUCGCAACAGCCCUUCAAAAAGGACAAGGACAAAAAAAAUUGAUUUGUGCAACAGACAUCCAGGGAAACCAGGAAUGUGUCUGCCAUCAGCAUGGGAAAAGUGACCGUUAUAUUUGACAUUCCUUACUGAUAUUGUAUGUGGACUCAAGACACUGUGACAAUGCAUGUAUGUGAGCCAGAGUAAUAAGCCACUGUGUACUCAUGGAUCAAAAAGGUAUCUAUCCACAGUGGGUUUAAUUUUCCCCUAAUGCUGACUCCGCUAGACAUGUGAUAACACAGCCAUGGACUGUUAUCAUAACAUAGCUUGUGUUGUUUUAUGUUUUGUCAUGAAUGUGUGUUCAUCUGCCAGUGGAAAUGUAAAUCACCAUUUCCCAGGCAAAAUUGCCAACCCACACCUCAUGUGAACAGGAGACCAUUUUUAUAAUGUCACUUACUGUGAACUGAUGGAUGUAGGUUAGUACAGUUCAAAUACACAUUUGUGUUGCUAUACAUGCUACUGUAGACUAUUAAUUGACUAGUUGAAUUACCCCUAUUCUGUCUUACAUUAAUAUAGGGCAUCUAAUGUACAUAGAAAAUUAAUUUGCAUAUAGAGCUGUUUUCUGAGACAGUCCAAUAAGUAACUAUUCUAGAGAUCACUCUAUGCAAAGCUGAA
This is a messenger RNA of Lampris incognitus (smalleye Pacific opah), 1953 nucleotides long. RefSeq names its product septin-8-A-like. The record is from RefSeq and is a predicted model, not a curated record. The transcript has 10 exons. Gene Ontology annotation, biological process: cytoskeleton-dependent cytokinesis. Bases 61 to 1344 code for a protein of 427 amino acids. Gene Ontology annotation, molecular function: GTPase activity; molecular adaptor activity; GTP binding. Gene Ontology annotation, cellular component: septin complex; microtubule cytoskeleton; septin ring. Lineage: Eukaryota; Metazoa; Chordata; Actinopteri; Lampriformes; Lampridae.